AUGCCUGCUGAGCUUUUUCCUCCUCUGUUUGGUCGUACUCGCAACGGUGUCGACGACGAGUACGGUCAUUUACCUUGGCUGCGUCAGAUACGCAGAGCCCGCAAUGUCGUUCUGAGCUUCCAUGGUCAGCUGCGAUGCUGGUUCUGGCCGGUGAGGGAGGAUGGUGCCAGGGUGCCUCCGGAUGAUCUCAUCACUCACCGCAUCACUCACAAUAUGCUUGGGCCUGGUUGUCUGUGCUCCCGAGUUGAGAAUGCUGACUUCACCAAGGCAGUGAUUUUCUGCGUAGAAACUGGUCAAUUGUCCGGGCAGUGGGUUGCGGCAUGCGCUAACCACAAGUGCAAGUACUUUGUUCGACUGGAGUCAUUGUACACGAAGCCCGGCUUGCCGGUCACUCGCUAUCCCCGUCGCACCAUAAAUAACCCUGCACCUCCCGUGGUUGUAUGCGAUCGCCCGCCUGAGAUCCCGACUGAACCUAGCACCCCCACGACUCGUUCUACCCCCCGUUCGGUUCGAGGUACUCGUCAACAUGCGGCAGUGACAGAGCAAGCGAACAGAUGUGCUGUUAUGCAAGACGAUGAUGAUGACCCAGUUGCCGUCAUUCCAGUCCAUCGUCCUGCACGCCACAAUCCACUGGAUGCAAGCCGGAGGCGUACACGUCGGUUGUGGCAGGAGGAAGCUGAUCCAUUCCGAAUCCCUUUGGCUGCGAUCGCAGGGGCGGAUGUGCAACAUCGUUGGAGACCGUUACGGAACACUGAUUCGACCACCAUUCGUUCAGCUCCCGCACCUGCAACGCGCACCCUAUCACCGAGCCCCUUCAGACAGCUCAUGAAGCUGGAUGAUUUCGAAAACCCGGGGCUCACAUUGCCCGAGUUCAAGAGGCUUUUCACCCGUUGCCAGUGUGGUCUUAUCAUGACUCACUCCUCGUACACCAUUCACGAGUGCUCGUCCAAGGGUGUGGUCAUAGACCUGACUCUUGAUGAGUGA
Sparassis crispa is the source of this 984-nucleotide messenger RNA. RefSeq lists its product as hypothetical. NCBI's taxonomy places the organism in Eukaryota, Fungi, Basidiomycota, Agaricomycetes, Polyporales, Sparassidaceae. The record is from RefSeq and is a predicted model, not a curated record. The transcript is spliced from 8 exons. The coding region runs from base 1 to 984 and encodes 327 amino acids.